UUAUUAUUUUAAAAGUGACAGUACCUUCUAUGUUAAAAGAUAUUUGAAUGAAAAGUCAUGAUUUCUUCUAUUUUUUAAACUGGAAAACUUUCUUAAUAUAUACCGCUUAAUGUCGAAUAAGAGACUUUUUUAUGUACAUGAUUAUCUUGUAGAGUUAUUACUAUCAAAACAGUAAUAUUUCUACCUACAAAUGUCUAUAUAGCAUCUAGAGGCUCGUAAUUUGGAGUGGCAAUGGCGAAAAGUGUAUAUUAAUUUGUCGUAUAUGUACAUAUGUGUAUCAAAGAUUUGUUUAUAUUUGCAUUAGGUGAUAACGAAAUCGAUAAGUCCCAACACUUGGACGUCGAUAUAGCCAUGAAUGUGGCUUAAAGAUUCGUCUAAUUAAAUCCCUCUCAAAUACAUAACCAGAACAUGAAAACAUAGUAUCCACUCUCCCGUCACGCCUUUGUCUCUCGUAUUUUAUUCCGCGGUCGCUGAACGGGAUAAUACGCGUUGUUUCGAGACAUGUUAUAACGAUGUCCGAGUGUGCACGUAGGCGAUACGAGUGGAAAAAGAGAAUUAAACCGCAAAUGCGAAUUACGAAUGACAAACCUUGAGAACUCUAGUAGUAUUCGCAUGUUAAAGAUCUGAAUGUUAAAAAUCGUGGGAGAAAAAAGAAUUUCAUGUUAUCCUGCCAUUAAUGAUCUCGCCAUUGCUACGCGAAAAAUUGUUAGAUUGAAAAGUUGGUAGGUUGGAGAAGGCAGAGACUAAGAACAUGGCGCAGAAAAUGCACUGAGAGUAUUCUCCUUUGCUUUGUGCUUACAGAUUUGUGCGUCGCCUCUCAAUCUCGGAUAAUUUGCGCACAACCGUCAUUGCUCAGCCCAGAACACGGUUAGCUGUAAAUGAUCACGCACAAAACUCUAAGAGCUGUUUUUUUUUAAUGAAAAUUUUCAUGAAAAAGUCGGAACUGACUUCUGUUUUUCUGUUUCUGAUUUCUGUUUCAGAGACUAGCAGACCAAAUUGGUUAUGAAACCUAAUCUAAUUAUCACUAGUCUGAUUUUUGGGGCUGAUUGUGCAAACAUUUGGAGGACGAUUUUAUCAUAUGCAGCUUCUGGCAUGGCGUCACGGUACUCCCGUGUGUGUGUUAAGAAAGAUAGUCCACAAUACGAAUAAGAAUAAUGCGCCCGCAUACAACAAUGCGACUAAUAGAAGUUUUACUAGCCUAGGGCAAUAGGUCGUCUGGCUAUUACACAUCUCCGUGAAGUACAUCAGAGUUCUUACCAGGCCCCAUAUAUGAUCUUAAUCAAAUUGGACAAGUCAUUGCUGGACCUGGUGCAAAAUACCCGACACUGCCUGGAAUAUUAGGAGCUGGUCUACCGAAAAUUUCGUCCGAGCAACAAGAUACAGUAAAUAGGGCGAAGAAAUAUGCGAUGGAACAAAGCAUCAAGAUGGUCCUCAUGAAGCAGACCUUGGCCCAUCAACAACAGCAAAUGGCUAGUCAACGGAAUCAGGUGCAAAGACAGCAGGCUCUCGCUCUCAUGUGCAGGGUUUAUGUGGGCAGCAUCAGUUUUGAACUAAAAGAAGACACGAUUAGGCAAGCUUUCUUGCCGUUCGGACCAAUCAAAUCCAUCAAUAUGUCUUGGGAUCCCGUUACGCAGAAACACAAGGGCUUCGCCUUUGUCGAAUAUGAGAUACCUGAGGCCGCGCAACUUGCUUUGGAGCAAAUGAACGGUGUCAUGAUCGGUGGCCGCAACAUCAAGGUCGUGGGACGUCCAUCUAAUAUGCCACAGGCGCAAUCAGUGAUCGACGAAAUUACCGAGGAGAGCAAGCAUUAUAAUCGUAUUUACAUUGCUUCGAUACACCAGGAUUUGACGGAGGAUGACAUCAAGUCUGUUUUUGAGGCGUUCGGACCAAUCACGUAUUGUAAACUCGCGCAAGGUAGUUCACCGCACCGACACAAAGGCUACGGUUUCAUAGAAUACGAGACGAUGCAGGCUGCGCUAGAGGCCAUUGCCUCCAUGAACUUGUUUGAUCUGGGCGGUCAAUAUCUAAGAGUGGGCAGAGCGAUAACGCCGCCAAACGCACUCAUGGGACCACCUAGUGGUACCAGCAUGAUGCCUACCGCGGCCGCAGUGGCUGCAGCAGCAGCAACAGCAAAGAUUCAGGCGAUGGACGCAGUUGCCAGUAACGCAGUCGCGUUAGGACUCACUAAACUUGGAGCCGCUGCAUCACCAAUCCUCAAUCAAACGCUUCCUGGUGUGGUACGACCUACCAUAGCACCCGCAACAAUAAUGGCACCACCGACGGUAGUAACGGUGGCGCCAGUGAUACCGCCACCCGGUAUAGCCAUACCGCAAACUUUAACACGACCACCCGCUAUUAUUCAACCAAUUCCUGGCCAACCGGUUGUCAUACCACCUCCCGCUGUAGUAACGCCUACGAUUGUUGGCACACCAGUUAUACCGGUUACAACAACUGCAAAUUCCGAUAUUAUGAGGCGAGCGCAGGAACAGGCGGCUCAUCAAAAGCAACAGGAAGAAUUACAAAAGAAACUUUUAGAGGAAACGGAACCGCAGACGUUGCAACAACAGGAAAAUAUGUCAAUCAAGGGACAGAGCGCGCGUCAUCUCGUAAUGCAGAAGCUUAUGCGUAAAGUCGAGUCCAGAGUCGUUAUUUUAAGAAAUAUGGUGGCACCAGAGGAUGUAGAUGAAACCUUACAGGAGGAAAUCCAGGAUGAGUGCUCUAAGUUCGGUGUGGUUGUAAGAGUUAUUAUUUAUAAGGAAAGACAAUCCGAGGACGACGAGAACGCGGAAGUCAUUGUAAAAAUAUUCGUCGAAUUCGCCGAGAUGAAUGAAGCGGAACGCGCAAGGGAUUCCCUAAACGGUCGUUAUUUCGGCGGACGAUUGGUUAAGGGAGAACUGUACGAUCAAGCUUUGUUUGAUAAUAGUGAUUUUUCUGGUUGAUGCGUAAGAGACACUUCUGAUUUGCUACAAGUUUUUAUCAGUUAAAUUCGUAUAAGAGACAAAAUUUAACGUUGACAAACGGCUUGAUCAUUGUUGUUCAAGUUACUAUUUAUAAUAAAAUCUCUUAGAUCCGCACAUUGAACAGUCAAAAGAGUCAAAUGUACGUGAUAUCAUGGCUCUAAUAACCAAAUUUGUAGCAAUCAAGUCGUGAAAUGUAGUAGAAACUGCACUGACUUGAAAAGCAGGAAAUUAUUGGAUUUAUCAAAUGUGAUUUUAGAAUAUUUCGUAUUUUAAACUUAUUUUUUACCUCCAUGCAAAACAGAACUUUAUUUCCAGCCAGUCUCGUUAUCUCCGGUUAUCUUAAUCAAUUAAAUUUAUCAAGUUGGAAUUAAGAAUUACGAAUUGCAAAACUUUUAAAACAUGGAUUUUGUUUUCCAUGUUCAAAGACAAAAUAAAUGAUUAGUUUUAAGUUUUGCAAAGUUGAUAAUUCUCGUAUUUAAUCGACUAGUAAAGCUAAUCGGAGAUAAUAAGACUGAUCCUAUGUCCAUGUCUCAUACGUUAUUCGUUUCGUAUCAUCGGGCAACCGCAAUCGCAAUUCGUUAUAGUAUCUUGAAAAAUAGACAAUUUUCAUAUACUUACCAGUAUAUAGUAUCUUUUGUUAUAAUUUUGCCGAAAACAAUUGUAUAUGAAAGCGAUAGAUCUUAAUUUACAUGUAUAGAAAAAAAUAGAAUAUUAAUAAUAAAUCAUUUUACAUAUACAGAUUGAGAUCUA
Molecule: messenger RNA, 3710 nt
Organism: Monomorium pharaonis (pharaoh ant)
Lineage: Eukaryota; Metazoa; Arthropoda; Insecta; Hymenoptera; Formicidae
Gene: hfp
Product: poly(U)-binding-splicing factor half pint
Exons: 10
Coding region: 1407-2939 (510 amino acids)
Biological process (GO): mRNA splice site recognition; alternative mRNA splicing, via spliceosome; regulation of alternative mRNA splicing, via spliceosome
Cellular component (GO): catalytic step 2 spliceosome; precatalytic spliceosome
Molecular function (GO): RNA binding
Source: RefSeq, a predicted model, not a curated record